Molecule: messenger RNA, 1268 nt
Organism: Leptidea sinapis
Lineage: Eukaryota; Metazoa; Arthropoda; Insecta; Lepidoptera; Pieridae
Gene: wal
Product: electron transfer flavoprotein subunit alpha, mitochondrial
Exons: 7
Coding region: 128-1120 (330 amino acids)
Cellular component (GO): mitochondrion
Molecular function (GO): electron transfer activity; flavin adenine dinucleotide binding
Source: RefSeq, a predicted model, not a curated record
UCAGACUUUCUACAAGUAGAAGACUAGGAGUACUUAUACAGUUUACUCAAAUUAAAACUUUAAGUUUUUUGUUUUGUUGAAUAGCUUACUAUAAAUAAAUAACUUUAUUAUUAAUAAUAAAGUAAUCAUGUUUGCUCCUAGCACUCGAAAAUUAUUAUGCUCUACUCAGCUAAGACGUCUUCAAAGCACUCUAGUAAUCGCUGAACAUAACAAUGAAGUUUUGUCACCCGCAACACAAAAUACACUGAGUGCUGCCAAGAAAAUCGGAGGUGAAAUCUCUGUACUGGUCGCAGGAACAAAAUGUGGACCUGCAUCGGAGUCUAUUUCAAAGGCAAAUGGUAUAUCUAAAGUAUUAGUAGCAGAGAGUGAUGUGUUUAAAGGUUUUACAGCAGAAACUUUAACAGCUUUAAUAUUGGCUGCACAAAAACAGUUUAACUUCACACACAUAGUGGCGCCAGCAACUGCUUUUGGCAAGGCAAUCUUACCCAGAGUUGCAGCCAAAUUGGAUGUCUCACCUAUUACUGAUAUCAUUGGUGUCAAUGACGCUAACACAUUUAUUCGAACAAUUUAUGCAGGAAAUGCUGUAUUGACAUUAGAGGCGACAGACCCAAUAAAAGUAAUCACUGUGAGAGGAACUGCCUUUCCCGCCGAUCCUCUCGAAGGAGGCUCAGCCGCCAUAGAGAAAGCUCCAGAGGGUGACUACAAAACAGAUUUAGUAGAGUUUGUCUCACAGGAACUUACUAAGUCUGACAGACCUGCUCUAACAAGUGCUAAGAAUAUUGUUGCUGGAGGUCGUGGUCUCAAGUCAGGUGAUAACUUCAAGCUGUUGUACGACUUAGCAGACAAAUUGAAUGCAGCGGUGGGAGCAUCCCGCGCAGCUGUUGAUGCCGGCUUCGUGCCAAAUGACCUGCAGAUUGGGCAGACAGGGAAGAUUGUCGCUCCUAAUCUAUACAUCGCGGUGGGCAUCAGCGGUGCCAUCCAACACUUGGCAGGGAUGAAGGACUCCAAGACUAUUGUGGCCAUCAACAAGGACCCAGAGGCACCUAUCUUCCAGGUCUCAGACAUCGGUCUUGUAGCAGACUUGUUCAAGGCAGUGCCAGAGCUCACCAACAAGUUGUAAUGCACAGAGUAAUAUAACAUGUAGAUCAAAUUUACUUCCAAAUAUACACCUUAUGUAUAUAUAUACAAUAUUAUAUUCCGUAGAAAUGUUAAAUAAGUGAAACCGUGUUAUGUACUUUUAUAAUUGUUAAUAAAAUUAUUUUAAGAUA